Messenger RNA from Gilbertella persicaria, 663 nucleotides. RefSeq lists its product as uncharacterized. The record is from RefSeq and is a predicted model, not a curated record. The coding region runs from base 1 to 663 and encodes 220 amino acids. NCBI's taxonomy places the organism in Eukaryota, Fungi, Mucoromycota, Mucoromycetes, Mucorales, Choanephoraceae. The transcript has a single exon.
AUGAAUGGAUUUCUAUCUGACACUGUCAAACAGCGCCAUAGACUUCGACAAGGGGAUUCUAUUUCACCCGUCUUGUUAAAUUCUGCCUUAGAACUUUUGCUCCUUGCUAUUCUGAACGAUGGUCAUGUUUGCGGAUACUCGAUUGCCUCUCAAUCCUCAAAUCCUUUUUUGAAUACGGUUGCACCUAGGUUAAUCAAGUUGCCUGCUUACGCCUAUAAUCUUUUGGUCUUUGAUAAUGGUGUGGAUGAACUCAAAUUCUUUCAAAAACACCUAGAGUGUUACAGUAAAGCAUCAAACUCAAGAAUAAAUGAUCACGAACCUGUUGCAUUCCCACUGUCGGGUCAAUCUCGUUCAUUGUCUGACACGUUCUAUCGACGCGUUCGACAACUACAGCUCCAAUGGUUCAAUGCCAGCAGUCCUUCCUACCUUCGCUACCUUGGAUAUCCUCUUUGGUUUAAUGCCAUUCAACGAGAUACGUUCUACAAUGAAGCUAUCCAAAAGCUGCAAUAUACCACUGAUAGAAACAAAUUUAGACAAAUCUCUGUCUAUGGUCGAGCAAGACUGUCCAACUCUGUUCUACUGUCUCGAUUCUGGCAUGUUAUUCGUUUCAUCACCCUCCCAGCCUAUUUCUUCACAAAGGUCUCUUCAAUAAUUUGCCAGUGA